Molecule: messenger RNA, 2658 nt
Organism: Archocentrus centrarchus (flier cichlid)
Lineage: Eukaryota; Metazoa; Chordata; Actinopteri; Cichliformes; Cichlidae
Product: mucin-5AC-like
Exons: 10
Coding region: 1-2052 (683 amino acids)
Source: RefSeq, a predicted model, not a curated record
AUGAUCCUGCAGGAUGUGAUGACGUCUUCCAGUGUGGUGCAGUCCUGUGCAGACGUCAAAGGGUUGUUCUGCUCCAACAUUUCCCAGUCAAGAGCAGGGGGUCCUGUGCAGCCUGUCCUUAAGGUUUUCCCCAAGACUCAACAUGGCAACCGCAAGAGGGCAUUCAAUGAGUUGUGGUACAGAGACUACACAUGGUUGGAGUACUCCAUCACUGCCGAGACUACAACAACCACAGCUGCCGAGACUACAAGAACCACAGCGGCCGAGACAACAACCACAGCUGCAGACACAACAACCACAGCUGCAGACACAACGAACACAGAGGCCGAGACCACAACCACAUCUGCCAGGAGCACAACCACAUCUGCCGGGACCACAAGCACAUCUUCAGACACAACAGCCACAGUGGCCAAAACUACAACCACAGCAGCCAAAACUACAACCACAGCAGCCAAAACUACAACCACAGCGGCCGAAACCUCAACAACAGUGGCCGAAACUACAACCACAGCUUCCGUCUCAACAACUACAGCUCCCGAAACAACAACAACAGCAGCCAAUACAAGCACAGCUGCCGAGUCAACAACCAUAGCUGCCACAACAAUAACAACUUCCAUAACAGCAACUACAUUUGCUGAAACAACAACCUCAGCAUCCGAAACAGCAACUACAGCUCCUAAAAUAACAACCGCAGUGGCCAAAACAAUAAUCACAGUUUCUGAGACUACAAGUACAGUGGCUGAGACUACAACAACACCUGCCAGAAUCACAACCACAGCAGUCUCUCCAACCGCAGUAGCUGACUCAACAACCACAGUGACCAAGAUAACGACCAUAGGGGUCGAGACAACAACCAAAGCAGGCGAAACAGCAACCACCGCACCGACACCGACCACACACGUUCCUGCAACAACUACAGCUACUCUAACAUCAUCAACAUCUUCAGCAGCAAUAACCAGAGCUACUACAAAGAGAUACGUCAUCUUCAGAUCCCUUCAGAGCAGUUUUACAGAGGACUUGUUGAAUCAAUCAUCUGCAGCCUUCAACAGUCGAUCGUCUUCAAUAAAGGAACAGAUUGAACCUGCUUACAGGCUUGCGUUCCCUUCUGUCUUUGUCUCUCUGGCCGUGGUGGCGUUCAGGCAGGGAUCAGUCGUCAACACCAUGGAACUCCAGUUUGUAAACUCAUCCGUUCCUAAUGACACUCAGAUCAAGGAUGUUUUGAUUAGUAUGACUUUAAAAGUCAAGGGCUUUGACAUAGAAAAUUCAACCAUUUCAGUCAGUGACACAUCUGCAGCAACAACUACCACAGUUACCCCAUCAACAACCACACCGGCAGAAACAGCCAUCACAUCUGCAGGAACAAAUACCACAGCAGCUCCAACCACUAUGACAACUGAGAAAACAACUACUGCACCUGUUCAAGUUUUUCUGUUUUUACAGUUCCUUGAACCAUAUGUACCUGAACUCAAUGACCCCAGCAGCAGUGUGUACAAAGAUCGCGAAAGACGGGUUAAAGAGACGUGUGAUAGAAUAUACCACCCAAAAUUUCCUUACUACAUUGGUGCCGUUCUGAUUAAGUUCAGUGUUGUUACAGUCCAAACACGAGUGGAUAGAACUGAGGCAAAGUUGGAGCUUGUGUUCAAUCAAACAGCUCCCAAUGCAAAAGUCCCAGAGAACAAUGUCAUUGUUCAAACUUUAAAAGAUGCUAUUCAGAAUUCCAGCAUCAAUUUCACCAUCACCAUAUUUCCUGACACAGUAUCAGUAACUUCUGUUCCUGUCAAUGUCACGACUGCUGCACCAGCAACUACCAAUUCCACGACUGCUGCACCAGCAACUACCAAUUCCACGACUGCUGCACCAGCAACUACCAAUUCCAUGACUGCUGCACCAACAACUGCCAGUUCCACUAUGGUUGCACCUACAGCUUCCCUACCUGCAACUGCUAUAUCUACUGCAUCAACUGCAACUUCGGGUGGAGCACCUCACAAGAUUAGUCCCAGCACUGCUUUCAUCUUGGUGCUGUUGUUAUGGCUUCUACCAAGUCAGCAAUAGCAUCUGUGCUGGUUUCCAUGUGGAUGACCAAGCAAACAACUCUGCCAAGUUGAACUCUUUCACUGAUAUAAAAAAAAGGGAUUUGAGGUACUUUAAGAUAUUCCCAUCCAGUUUUUUUCUACUGGGUAAAGCAAAAUCCUGACUACAUACAUGUGUUAAGGCGUGUUUUUUUUGCUUGUGAAGGAAUGAGUCAGAAACACUUUAGUCCUCAUGCAAAAGAAUUUAUAUAUAUAUUGAAGAAUCAGAAAAAUCACAUGUACAUGGCUCCUCUCAGCUCGGAAAAUCGCAGUCUGCAAGCAGUUAGCUGCAACCAACCUUACUGAGAAGAGUACUUCCUCUAAGCUAACCUAACUUUUUAUUUCACUGCUACUCACAACCCUAUUGGUUCAAAAAGGCAUCACCAGCUGAGCUAAUGCACAUGAUCCCACCCAAUUGUCAGGUAACAACCCCCUAACUUACCAUCCCCACAUAGCCACCAGCAAGGGCGUAACUUUGGGUCCAACAUUGGGGGGGUUAAGCUCUCUGCCUAUUUAUUUAUUUAUUAAAUCAUUUACUUUUCUAAAAGGAUUCAGGAGAUUUUGGGUUAAUUAGAAAUGUAUUAGAAAU